This is a messenger RNA of Plenodomus lingam JN3, 843 nucleotides long. RefSeq lists its product as uncharacterized. Gene Ontology annotation, cellular component: membrane; endoplasmic reticulum. Gene Ontology annotation, biological process: endoplasmic reticulum tubular network organization; membrane organization. Lineage: Eukaryota; Fungi; Ascomycota; Dothideomycetes; Pleosporales; Leptosphaeriaceae. The record is from RefSeq and is a predicted model, not a curated record.
AUGGCCCCUCCACCGCCAGCUUCUCUCCCGCUGGGCCAACGCCUCGCCGCCCUCGCGCAGACGCUGCAGUUUGCCUGGUUCGCCGGCCACGUCAUGCUGUUGCUGACGACGCUACGCUACAGCUUGUCAUACCUCACCUUCAACUACUCGUCAAAAUGGGCUUCGUUUUCUUACCGCGUUGCCUUUUUGUCUGCCUGUGUCACAUAUGGUAUUGUCGUCUACAAGGCCUACCGUGCCCGCAUGAGGGCCGGUAAGCAGGGCGGCGUUGUGGCCUUGGCUGCUGAUGAGAAUGUGCAGUACCUGAUCAUGGCUCUUGUCUGGCUCUUCUCCCGCCAGAUCCCCCUUGCAGUCCUGCCCUUUGCAGUCUACUCCGUCUUCCACGUCGCAACCUAUGUGCGGUCCAAUCUUCUCCCCACAAUUCAGCCUCCCCCACCCACCACCGUCGCCGGCUCCAAGCCCCCUGCUUCCGGUGCCUCCGAGGCCAUUGGCAAGUUUGUCAAGGAGUACUACGAUGGCUCCAUGACACUUGUUGCCAUGCUCGAGAUUGCCCUCUGGUUCCGCGUCGUCGGCUCCGCGCUCCUCUUCCAAAAGGGCUCGUGGAUCCUGCUCGUCGUCUACACAGUCUUCUUCCGCGCUCGCGUUGCGCAGAGCAGCUUCGUCCAGGAGGCCAUCACCCAGCUCACUGCUCGUGUGGAUGCGCAGCUUGCGAACCAGAGCACACCCCCUGCUGCCAAGCAGGCGUGGGGCACAUUGAAGAAUGUUGUGCGCCAGGCGGCUGAUGCGACGGACAUCCGCCGCUAUGUUGGUGGCCAGCCUUCCGGUUCUCCCAAGAAGGCGCAGUAG